CUAUAACUGCUACUUUAGAUGUAUAUAUAAUCUGACGGUGUAUGAGGUGAUAAAGUCACUACAAAUGCAUACUUAGGGGUGCAGCCUUGGAAAGAAUCAAUCUUUGGUUGGAUGGUAUAAGUUCCAUGAAUUCAGUUGCAUCUGAUUUUACAUAUACUAAGAUAUGACAACAAAAAGUCACUUCCGAGAUUGCAAAGAAUGGAUGGACGAAGGACUGGGCAUGAGUACGACUAGUAACGAGGCUGUUAAACUUUACGACCACGCCCUGCAUCAGUUGAUGAGUCAUACACCCGACCUUGAAACUGGCGGUAUUAUGGGUGCCAUUGAGAAAAUGUUGUGUGCUGAUGCAGAAUUUGCGAUGGGUAAGGUGUUGAAAGCCGGCUUUCAAUGCAUGUCAGCUGGAUCUCGUCUUGACCCAAAAGUGAAAGAAAUUGGUAAAGAUAUGAAUCGUAUGGUGCAUGAAAAUUCAACGUUGAACGAUCGAGAAAAACUACACUGUGCUGCUAUUAUCGAAUGGACCAAUGAAAACGUCGCUAAUGCUUGCAAGAAAUGGGAAGAGAUUUUGUUUGCGUAUCCGUGUGACACAUUGGCUUUAUCUUUCUCCUACUUAGGCUACCUAACAACAGGAAAAUCAGCCAUGCUUCGCGACAGUGUUGGAAGGAUUUUGAAUCAGUGGAAUGACAAGGAUCCUUGGUAUGGUUACAUACUCAAUCGUUACGCAUUCGGUUUGGAAGAAACAAAUCUGUUUGACCAGGCUGAGAGAGUCACGAAGGAAGGUUUAGGCUUGAUACCAAACGACUCUUGGGGAAUUCACACAAAUGCCCAUAUCUAUGAAUCGACAUGCCAGUUCUCAAAAGGUGUUGAUUUUUUAUGUAGAACAGCGCCUGAUUGGAGUGUUAAUAACACAUUGGCUUGUCAUAACUACUGGCAUUUAGGAUUGUAUUACAUCGAAAAGGCAGAAUACGAAAACGCCCUGACACUCUACGAUGACCAUAUCGCUCCCGCGUUUAAAAAAAGUGGAAUCGCGUUUAAUUUAAACGAUGGCUGUCAACUGUUGCAAAGGUUUGAAUUUGAGGGCGUUGAUGUCGGCGACAGAUGGGACGACUUGUAUGCAACGUAUAAACCAUGCAACAUGCAGCAUAUGUCGUGUUAUAACGAUUCGCAUAUGUUGCUCUCCUUCUUAAAGUCAAAAAUUGCAAAGAACGACGGGAAAAGUAAGGACGACUUUUUGACAUCUGUGAAGGAGUAUGUCAACAAUUCUGCUGGGGAUAAUAAUCGUUUAACUCGAGAAGUGGGACUUGGAUUGUUUGAUGCAUUUAUAGCGUUUACUGAGGAAAGAUACAGCGAUGCUGUGGAAUUAUUGUUUCCAUUGAAACAUGAGUUUAUCAGAUUAGGCGGAAGUCAUGCACAAAGAGAUAUGUACGACCAGUUUCUUUUGAAUGCUUGUAUCCGUUCCUCGGUGCGAAAACAUCACGAAAUUGGGAGAGGUUUAAUUCACGAGCGUAAGCUGUUGAAACCAGUAUCACCUCUCACUGAUAGAAUGUUGGAAAAACUGGUUUCGGCGCAUUUUUAAUAAACAUUUUUCAUAUCUGCGCGAUAUGUUUAUUUUAAUCUAAUUUUUAUCUCGGUAGUAAUUUAGAAACCAUCAGUGGUCGCUUUUUUGGUACUUUUUUUACCUCAAUCAUCUGUGUUGACUCCAUUUCUUUCUGACGAGCACUAAAACUAUAAACCAACUCGAGUCACUAAAAAAUUAAUUUUCUCAAAUAUUUGUUACCCUUUUGAUUAAGAAAUUUAAAUUAUAUAUAUUUAGUUCAUAUUUGCAGAUUACUUCUUGGAUUUUUGUAUUAUGAUAUCAAUUUUUUUGGUCAAUGAAUUGUUAUCUUCCUUCUUAACGAAUUCUUUAGGCCAUCUAUAUUCGUUUUAUUUGCAAAACAUCUACAUAUCCACCGCAUACUGCGGCGCUGUUUAAAACUAUAAAAUUACAAUGAAUAAACUUUUAAAGAUUCAUAAUUAAAGUCAACAAAAGCAACUUACAAUGUGUUGACCUGACUCAGCCUAAUUUUUAAUCUCAUAAGAUCUUGUCCUACAAACAGUUUUUCUACCCCUUGGAACAGUGAAAAGAUUGUGCAAGAAUAUAAACUCAAUAUGAAGAGUAAUAACAUUUCUUUUAUAAACAGUUUUUACAUUUUUGAUGUACAAAUAAAUUAAUUAAAUAAAUAAGUUAGAAAUAG
This is a messenger RNA of Hydractinia symbiolongicarpus, 2231 nucleotides long. Its product is annotated as tetratricopeptide repeat protein 38-like. Gene Ontology annotation, molecular function: protein binding. The coding region runs from base 164 to 1573 and encodes 469 amino acids. The record is from RefSeq and is a predicted model, not a curated record. NCBI's taxonomy places the organism in Eukaryota, Metazoa, Cnidaria, Hydrozoa, Anthoathecata, Hydractiniidae. The transcript has 2 exons.